Molecule: messenger RNA, 753 nt
Organism: Serpula lacrymans var. lacrymans S7.9
Lineage: Eukaryota; Fungi; Basidiomycota; Agaricomycetes; Boletales; Serpulaceae
Exons: 10
Coding region: 1-753 (250 amino acids)
Biological process (GO): defense response
Cellular component (GO): extracellular region
Source: RefSeq, a predicted model, not a curated record
AUGAAGUUCAUUCUUGCUGCCUCAUCCCUUGCGCUCGCCACUGGCGCUGCUGCCCGUACCUUCAUCGUGAAGAACAACUGUGCGUACACCGUAUGGCCUGCUAUUUAUACGAUGCCCGGUGGUGCCAACCCUCCCACCAGUCAGCCGAAUGGAUGGGAAGCUGAUGCUGGCACGUCAGUCACCUUCGACGUCCCUGAUAACUGGUCUUCCGGAAGAAUCUGGGGUCGUAACGGAUGUGACGCCAGCGGAAACUGUGUCACUGGUGGUUGCACUGGAGGUAUUGUCUGCACUGGAAUUGGUGCUGCUCCUCAAACUCUCGCCGAGUUCACUUUGACCGCCUACUCCAACCUCGACUUUUAUGAUAUCUCUGUUGUGGAUGGAUUCAACAUUCCCAUGAGCAUCACCACUGACCAGAGCAGCUGCACUGAAGCCAGCUGCCCUGUUGACUUGAACGCCAUUUGCCCGGCGGAGCUCAAAGGUCCUACUGCCGCUGACGGCACCGUCGAUGGUUGCAACAGUGCUUGCCUUGCCAACUUGGAUGGAACCCCCAACAACUCCAACAACUGCUGCAGCGGUUCGUUCAACACUGCUGCCACCUGCCCGGUAUCUGGUGUCCAGGACUAUUCGUUCUUCAAAAACAACUGCCCCAACUCUUACUGCUACCCCUUCGAUGAGUCUAGCAACACUGCUGUUUGGGCCUGCUCUGGAACUUUGAACCCCACAUACACGAUCACCUUCUGCCCUGCCAGUUAA